Messenger RNA from Chara braunii, 3335 nucleotides. The record is from the annotation of a GenBank genome assembly. Lineage: Eukaryota; Viridiplantae; Streptophyta; Charophyceae; Charales; Characeae.
GGUAUCUUCAUAUCUUGCACUUGAAAGGCGAGACGAUGCCGUAUAUGUAAUAAAGUAGACAGCCAGAUCGAACACUGUCGUAGUGAGACGGUUCGCUGAACAGGGUGAGAGUGGAGGAGAUAUUAGUCGGAAGGACAGUGAAAGCGGAGCGUUGAAGAAGGUGAAGAUAUGGCGCUUAGGCGAUGGAAGCAGCUCCUUUUAUUAAUAUCCUGUUUGGCAAUGGCGACGUGGCAUCUGUCGAACGCACAAGCCACUGAGGAGGCGACGUCUGCGCCCGUGGAUACUCGCAGUACCUCUCCAGCGCGUGCGCGUGCAACGUUCCCUUCGGACACCACUUCUGCUCCAUCUGAAGGCCCGGCGGUCUUAGCAUCUUCUGCGGCGGACCAGACAAAGAGGACACUUCCAAGUGAGCCAUCGGUGCCAGCAUUGCAGUCCCGGACGUCGCCAGCGGCGUCAAGCACGGCGGCGGCGGAGCUUUCCAUGCCAGCAGCCUCGCAGGAGGCCCCUCCGCCGGUGUCGGCCUCUCUGUCGGCGGCUGCCCCUUCUUCGGAGUCUCCGGACUGGUCAAUGUCUGUGCCAUCGCCGAGUCCCGGCAGUCUCGAGGGUCUGCCUGCUAUCUGCCUCAUGUCCGAUCUCCCGGAGUUCCGAUGCAUGAUGCCGCUGGGCCCUCCGUACACGUUUUUGUACUUCUCCCCUCCGUCUGACACGUGGUUGCACAUGGGGUUCCACACGAUCUCGUCCGGGUGGGUCGCCUUGGGCUGGUCCGCGGACGGGGAGAUGCCCGGCUCGGAGGCGGCAGUCGCUGGUCUGAACAAGACCGCCACGGUCGCGCCUUACGCACUUACAGGGAGGACCUUGCAGUCAGUACUGCCGGCAAGUGAUAACUCGUUCACACUGUUGACCGAGGGGACGGCUUACCGGCGCGGGAGAGUGGUGGAUGGCCCCGAGUCGUCUGAGAGGGCGCUUCUUCUAUGCAACAGGAGCCUGAGCGGUGGGAAAGUGCCCCUGGGCUCCUCGUUCUUCGCCAUUUGGGCUUAUCAGGCCGAGGGUUUGAACGCGCUCUCUUACCACGGUCAUGAAGCCAGAGGCUCUGUCGUAAUGAACAUGUCGGCUAUAAAUUUUGAGAAUCCCGGUCCGCUUCCUGAGGGGGCGUCUCUGAUUUUCACCGAGUUAUCGUCUAGAGAUGCCUCCGUUGCUGCCUCUGUCAGUCCUCCAUCGAGCUCACAUUCGAGAGGCUGGAGAGUAACGUCGCCGGGCCCCGUUCGAUUGACUGCCGCAUUAUGCGUUGCCUUGUUGGCGGCGAGCCUGAUGGCCAUGCCGAGUUUCACGGGCAUUUUCCUUUCAGUGUAGGACUCUUGAUCUCGUUCGACCCCUUCUCUAUCUCAUUCUAAUCACUGGCAGGUUCGAGAUAUACCAGUUCAAUACCCCGGUUAUACUGAUUUGCUGUGUCAAUCCCGUGAGGUCAUAUGAAUGCGGUUUAUUUUGUAAUGGUCUUGGACUCAGAUUAACCAGGUUUUAACUCAGUUGACCGAGCUACGCUUCGUGUAUUUGACUUUGACUCAGAUUAACCAGGUUUUAACUCAGUUGACUGAGCUACGCUUCGUGCAAAUGACUUUGACUCAGAUUAACCAGGUUUUAAUUCAGUUGACUGGGCUACGCUUCGUGAGGCAUGGAAGAAAAUGACGAGAUGUGGUUCCAGCUUACCCGUGAAGUGGCGUGGUGGGCAUGUCAGCUGAGCUUUUUCUGUGACUUCGUUUAUUGAAUAUUGUCUUUUAAGCUCGAUGAUUGAGGUUAUCGAUUAUAUAAAUGCCUUAUUUUAGCUUGAUGAUGAUUGAGGCUUCGUUGCCUUGAUCGAUUAGAAAGUUAGGAGGAAUCCUGAGCGCUUACUGCUCGUUUGUACUUACCGUGAUAUGAGUGGAAACUGGUCUCCGACUCUCCGUUCUCGCCGACCCACGAUUUGUCGGUUGACGAUUGAGUCGAAACAAAUUUCUAUGGUAGCGGUUCGUCAUAUGAGUGCUUUCUUUCUGUCUGAUUGUGUCACUUCGUUUAUUUACAUUAUUGUGUUCACUUCGUUUAUUUACAUAGAAUUUUGCAUGCUUAAUGAGUGUUUGUGGUUUUGUCUAGGAGAAUCGAGCCCAGUAUGUGAUAAUUUCGGCUAAGUGCAGAUUUCGAGCCUAAUAUGUGAUAAUGGCUAAGUGCAGGUUUUUCAUUACAUUGUCUCUGAACCUUCGAGGGACCUGGAAGUCAACCCAUGAGUUUGACGGCUUCUCUCCUCCUCGGGGAGUUUAGAGGCGAGAAUGGUCAGUUAUGUUGCGAAAAUGAGCUUCAAUUAAAUUAAUCCAUGGCUUGGAGCGAACCCAUGAGUUUGACGGCUUCUCUCCUCGCCGGGAUGUUGGAGGUGGAGAAUGGCCAGCACCAGGUUUAUACUUAUGGGACGUGAAUCCGUGGCCUAUCAGAACCCAUGAGUUUGACGGCUUCUCUCCUCGCCGGGAUGUUGGAGGUGGAGAAUGGCCAGCACCAGGUUUAUACUUAUGGGACGUGAAUCCGUGGCCUAACAAUGCUAUCGUCGCUGUCGGGCGAAUUAUAGGCUUCUGAUUUAGAGCUGGUAUGGCAGCGAACAUGGACGUGGCGAUGGUUUCGUAAUAUGUGAGGUGGCAUUUCUAUUGUGAAUGCCUGAUCUGGUUGAUUGCCGGUGGAGUAGGGAAGGACGAAAUGGGAGAUGCGCGGUUUUUCGAACAGAAAGCACCUGGAGAUGAGAUAGAGGAGGGGCGAGGACACUGAGGUUGGGUGAGGAUGCGCGGUUUUUCGAACAGAGUACCUGGAGAUGAGAUAGAGGAGGGGCGAGGACACUGAGGUUGGGUGAGGAGGGACGAGCACUGCCGCUGCUUUUGAUGGAUGUUCCCAGCAGCAGGAACUCAUGGGAAGUUAAGGCGUUGAGGGUCGAGGGAAGUCUGAGGAUGAGCAGAUUUGACGGAGCGAAUAAUACACUCGAUGAGUGAGGCGGAGGCGGUUGACGUCUGCGGACAGCAGCCGCCAUCCGCUGUGAUUCCGUGAUUAUGACAUAUUUGUUUGUAGUGAAUGGCUCGUGCUUAUGGUUGUUGUGAGUAUGUCAAAGGCAGUUUUCUGGUUAAAGGACUAUAAGAAAAAGGAAGGGCUGAGGUCGAGAAGACCGGUAAGUGUAUCGUUGUGGGGAGGACGUACCAGGACGGGGGAUGUGGAGAAUAUUCUUAGGGCAUGCUCACACACGCGUAGCAAAAGUAAGAUUUGCCGCUUUUGCUGCGUCCGGUUUGCCAUUUGAUGUGUUGCAGACUCGCACAUGGGCAGCAAAUUUGAAA